AUGGCAAUCGACGAUGAAAGAGUGUGGUCCAGCGGCGCGCGCGCGGCGCAUGCGCACUGGCCGCCCGGCGCGCCUCGGCCGGCGACCACGCGGACCCGCGAGGCGCAGAAGCCGGCACGGGCAGAGAUGCUGCGGCUGCCGCUGCCGGCGUGCUGCCCCGCCGCCAUGGACUGCGCGCGCGACCACGAGCUGCUGCUGCUGCGCGAGCACCACCGCCGCCUGCACCUGCUGGCCGCGCUCUCCGCCUCGCAGCGCCUCGUCGCCCUCUCGCAGUGGAGCUGUCUUCCCGUUGUGCCAAGAGCGGAAAGCCGACAACCAAAGCCAGAGAAGCCACCAUACUCGUACAUCGCACUCAUAGCCAUGGCUAUCAGUUCUUCCCCGGGCCGGAAACUCACUUUGAGCGGCAUUUACCGCUUCAUCAUGGAGCGAUUUCCAUACUACCGGGACAACCGACAAGGCUGGCAGAACUCCAUCCGUCAUAAUUUAAGUCUAAACGACUGCUUCAUCAAGGUUCCACGCGACCGGGACAUGGAGGCGGGUGCAAGCAGUGGCAAAGGAAGCUACUGGACGCUGGACCCAGCGGCGGCCGACAUGUUCGAGCAAGGCAAUUAUCGCAGGAGGCGCACCAGGAGGUCCCGGUCUGCGGCGUCCAGUGCACACAAUGCCGCGGCCGAAACACAGGCAAUCAACAGUCCCCACGACCAGUUGCAGAAGGGUGAAGCUGGCAGCCCCACCUCUGGCCAAUUCAGCAAAUCAGCGCUUUUCAGAAUUGAAAAUCUCAUCAGGAAAACAUCUCCUAUGUGACAACAACUAAUUCGUUGUGAGUGGGUGGUCGUGCCAAAGGUGCCACAUGUUAUGGGGACGUGAACUGUAGCAGUGUAGCGUACAAAGGUGGACAAACAUGCAAUUGCAAACUUCACAAGCGUACUUCUUAAUGCAUUUGGUGGAAGCAUGCUUGAGUCGAUACAGGUAAUCUUACACAAUUAUCUGAACUGUGAAAUCUGUUGCACAAGUGCUCGAUAUUCCGUUACAAAAAUUUGUGAAAGCUUACCGACAAGUUAAUGUCUGCGCCUGGGAACCAACUCUUUGCAGGCUUGUUGUCACAAACGUCAAUUGUGAGGCAUUAUUCGCAGCAGCAGCAACAUCAUGUGGAAAAACAUGCAGAAAAGUCGCUGGAAGAAUUUAUUCAAAAGUGUGAAAUUCAGUUUUGUCUCUUGACCAAAUAAUUGGUGACUGCUUGUGUUAUAGAUUCGUAAUUGUAUCCUCCUUCGUACUCGAAGUAGUUACAGAACAGUGUGAGAUGCUUUUCUUUAUUAGACCUGGGGUAACUACACCAGUCACGUGGAUAUAUUUUCAAUCUACCUUACAAUUAUUAGUGUAACCACCUUAAAUCAGCAGUUGUUUCCUCUGUAACAGGUGAGGGAAGUCAUGCACGGGAGAUAACACGUGUUAUAAACCACUGGCACAUCUAACAAUAAGUGAAGUAUUGUAAAAAAUGUGUAAUAUUUAUUGUUCAUUGUAAAUGGUAGCAAUAACAUUUUUCAAUGUUUAUGCGGAAAACAACUAUGUCCCAUGACAAUUUUUGUAUAUAUGCAAUAAUGCAUUAAUUUUAUACAUAUAAUA
Schistocerca cancellata (South American locust) is the source of this 1623-nucleotide messenger RNA. RefSeq names its product forkhead box protein L1-like. Gene Ontology annotation, molecular function: RNA polymerase II cis-regulatory region sequence-specific DNA binding; DNA-binding transcription factor activity, RNA polymerase II-specific. The coding region runs from base 1 to 804 and encodes 267 amino acids. The record is from RefSeq and is a predicted model, not a curated record. Gene Ontology annotation, biological process: regulation of transcription by RNA polymerase II; anatomical structure morphogenesis; cell differentiation. Lineage: Eukaryota; Metazoa; Arthropoda; Insecta; Orthoptera; Acrididae. The transcript is spliced from 5 exons.